This is a messenger RNA of Ilyonectria robusta, 1348 nucleotides long. Its product is annotated as class II aldolase. Lineage: Eukaryota; Fungi; Ascomycota; Sordariomycetes; Hypocreales; Nectriaceae. The transcript has 3 exons. Gene Ontology annotation, molecular function: actin filament binding. Bases 234 to 1175 code for a protein of 313 amino acids. The record is from RefSeq and is a predicted model, not a curated record. Gene Ontology annotation, cellular component: cytoskeleton.
CCCGGUUUAGGUAGGUGGAGGAGGUGGAGGAGGCAAGAGGAGGCCGUUGAGGAUAAGUGUUUAAUAGAUCUUAUCUCGACCUGAGCCACCCUUGAUGCAUUCAUUCAUCACAUUCGCAGCUCAUCCAGUCUUCGUCCAACAGUAGACAGUAAGCUGCGAUACCAACCAACAGCCACAGAGCCGCAUACGCCGUCACGCACACAUACAGACAGCCCUCCCACACGCCUUGCAACAUGUCCACCACUACCACCACCACCCUCACCCAGCCCGCCGAGCCCAAGGUCGAAGCCAUCAUCUCCUCUCCCGCCGCUGUCGAAGCCGUCCGGAAGACCGACCAGCAGCCCCAAGAAGCCGCCCCUCCCCCCCCUGCCACCACCAACCUGGCCGCGCUGGCCACGGGCGGCUAUACCUUCGCCGGCAUCCCCAACAUCACCGACCCCUACAAGAAGCGCCAGUGGCAGCUCGAGCACAUGGCCGGCGCCUUCAGGGUCUUCGCCCGAAAGGGAUACACCGAGGGCACCAGCGGCCACAUUAGCGUGCGCGAUCCCGUCGACCCCAACACCUUUUGGAUCAACCCACUCGGAGUCCACUUUGGCAUGCUCAAGGCCAGCGACAUGGUGCAGAUCGACGAGGACGGCCAGGUCAUCGGCGGCAACAAGACGGCCGUCAACGCCGCCGGCUUCAUGAUCCACAGCGCCAUCCACCGCGCUCGCCCCGACAUCCACGCCGCCUGCCACACCCACUCCAAGUACGGCAAGGCCUGGUCGACCUUUGGCCGGCCGCUCGACAUCAUCAGCCAGGACACGUGCAACUUCUGGGGAACCCAGUCCGUGUACAAGGCCUUUGGCGGCGUCGUGCUCGGCGAGCAGGAGGGCCAGCGCAUCGUCGAGGCGCUUGGCGACAAGGGCCGUGUCAUCGUGCUGCAGAACCACGGCAUCCUGACCGCCGGUGGCACUGUCGACGAGGCCGCCUACCUGUACACCCUCAUGGAGCGAUCCUGCGAGGUCCAGCUGCUCGUCGAGAGCGCCGGCCUGCCCAAGAACUACAUUGGCGAGAAGGAGGCAGAGUUCACCGCCAAGGUCAACGCCGAUCCCGAAACCCUAUACACCGAGUUCCAGCCCGACUUUGAGUACGAGAUCUGGAAGUCCAAGGGCGAGCUGUGCAAGGGCGAAUAAAUCAUCACAUCUACCAUGUUGUUUCCUUUUGUCAUCAGCUCGGCCAACACUCCGAGCCCGCAUUUAGAAAAGCCGAUAGCCCAGAGCCGCAGAGCCGGGGAUGGAAUUUAGUCAUACGAUAUUGAUUGACGUUUACUACUUUAAUCCGUUUGUAUGGGGAAGACGCUUGGAAU